Auanema sp. JU1783 is the source of this 1758-nucleotide messenger RNA. The record is from the annotation of a GenBank genome assembly. NCBI's taxonomy places the organism in Eukaryota, Metazoa, Nematoda, Chromadorea, Rhabditida, Rhabditidae.
AUGAAGUUUCUCAACUUGCUGUUCUUGGUAAUUAACUUAUUGUUAGUUACAUCCGCUUGGAAAAUUAAUGAUGUUGAGCGCAAAGUAGAUAUUUCUACUCAAAUUGUGAAAGUGACUUCUGUUGUUACCUUUGAAAAUGAUAACGCUGACGCAAAUAGUUUGUUCGUUUUGUUGACGUCUGAGGAGGAAGACCACUUGGCUUUCUUAGAAGUAAACGAAGACGGCAAGAGAGGAAAGUUGAAAGUAUCAGCUGAUGCUUCUGCUUCCAAGGAAGGAUUCAAAGCUUAUAAAGUAGAUCUCAGCGCUAAAGUCGCAAAAGGAAAAACUAUCAAGCUGAAAGUUGACUACAGACUAAUCGAAGCAUUAGUUCCUUUCCCAGCCAAAAUUGCUCAAUCAGAUUCUCAAUUUGUACAAUAUCACGGUAGUGCUCAUUAUGCUGCUGCCUACCCUGUUCAAAAAGAGAAAACUACUAUCAAAUUGGCAUCCGGCAAAGCUUUAUCUGUAACAUCUGUGAAUCCUUCCAAGCAAGAAGGUGAUGUUGUUACUUAUGGUCCUUACGCAAGUCAACCUGCUUAUAACAAAAAACCUAUCACUGUUCACUAUGAGAACAACUAUCCCUUCGUUGUUGCUACUCUCGUAGAGCGCUCCAUCGAAAUUUCACACUGGGGAGGAAACAUCGCUGUUGAAGAUUACAUUGAACUUGUACACAAGGGAGCAGAAUUGAAGGGAUCAUUUUCCCGUCUCGAGUUCCAAAUGGACAGAAGAGGAAAGCGUCAACCAGCUCUUCAGCGAUUCUUAACUGUACUCCCUGGAACAGCUAAAGACAUUUACUACCGUGAUGAAAUUGGUAAUAUUUCGACCUCCGGUGUUCGUCUUCGAGCUGAUAGUGUGGAAGUUGAUGUCAGACCCAGAUAUCCUCUUUUCGGAGGAUGGAAAACUUCUUAUGUCAUUGGAUAUAACCUUCCUUCAUCCGAAUAUCUCUAUCAUAAGGGGAACAACUAUGCCUUAAAAAUGAAAGUCUUCGAUCACAUCUUUGACAACAUUGCUGUUGAGAAGUUGACUACAAAGGUUAUCCUUCCUGAAUUAGCUGCAAAGGUUAAGGUAUCCACACCAUAUUCUAUGGAUCGCAAACCUGAUGAGCUCCGUGCUACUUAUUUGGACACUGUUGGAAGAACCGUAGUUGUCUUGCAGAAGGAAAGUCUUGUAGAUGACCACAUUCAAUCAUUCACCCUUACAUACGAGUUUGACUCUGUGUCACUUCUUCGUGAGCCUCUGAUGGCUUCUGUUUUCUUCUUCUGUCUUUUUAUUGUUGUUAUAAUUUAUGUUCGUUUGGAUUUCACUAUCGUUGCCGAUCCUGAAAAAGAUAUCAAAGAGAAGAUCCGUGGAAUUGUGAGCGUUCUUGAUUCUUUGAUUGACAAAAAACAACACUUGUAUACUGUGUUCAUCAACGACACCAAUGAAUUCAAAUCUACUGGGGAUGAAGAAAUAUUGAAGAACGCCAAAAAAGCUCUCGACACCAACAGAAAUUCUGUGAACGGUCAAAUUCAAUCUACACUGAACUCCUUGAAAGCCUUGAGCGAAUCUACUUAUGAAAAGGCUACUGAUCUUCUCCGAUAUGACAAGAUUGUUUUGGAUAAUGUCGAUGGAUACUUAAGCGUCUUGGUGAAAAGUCAACAAAAAUCAGGAGUCGAAGACGUUGUUUUGAAGAAGGUAUCCGAUGCUAGAAUCAGAGCCGAUGCUAUACUUUCUUCCCUCUAA